GCCAAACCAAUAUGCAGGGCCAGCCGAAUGUAUAGCUUGCAGCCUGAGUUCACACCCUGAUCAGUUAUUUACCCAAAGACACUGUUUGGCUUAGCGUUCAUUUUCCAAUUGCCACCAUGAAGUUCGCAUUCGCCCUCGCCACCAUCGCCGCCGCCGUCUUGGCCCAAGAUGACGUCGCCCCCGACAACAACUUUAUCGAAAUCGUCGGCGGCACCGAAGCCAAGGUCGGCCAACACCGGUACCUGGCGGGCCUCAAGCGGUCGGCCACGGCUACGACCAGCUGCGGCGGCAGUCUGAUCGCCCCCAACGUCAUUCUCACGGCGGCACAUUGCACGGGCAGCGGCCUCACCACCGUCGUCGUGGGCUCGCACUUCCUCUCCGGCUCGUCCGACGGGGAGCUGGCCAAGGUCACCAAGGAGAUCCGCCACCCUAAAUACGUGGCUUCGACCAACGCCAACGACGUGGCCAUCCUCCUCUUGGACCGCAGCAUCACGACCAUCGCGCCUGUGGCGGUGUCCUUUGAGACGGUUCCUGCCGACGUUGUCACGUGGGUCCGCGGCUGGGGGCGCACGACGUCUGGCGGCAUCCAGUCGCAAGUGCUCAAGGAGGUCAGCGUCACGACCUGGUCCAACGCCAAGGCCACCACGGCACUGCGCCCCUACACCGUGGACAACACCAUGUUGGCUGCGGGGGGAAAGCAAGGCGAAGACUCGUGCCAGGGCGACUCGGGGGGACCGCUGACCAUCGAACAGAACGGCGUCGCGCGCCUCGUGGGGGUGGUCAGCUGGGGCAUCGGCUGCGGCGACCUCAACAAGCCCGGCGUGUACAGCCGCUUCAACACUGCUCGCGCCUUCAUCGAGCCGUACUUGAAGAAGAAGAACUUGCGCGUGCCUUACUUGGUGAGCGAAUUCGCUGAAGAAACCGAUGAGGUCGUGGUGGACAGCGACGUCGUGUCGGCCCCGGAAGGGGGAAACUAAACGUGCUGUACUUUGUUUGUUGUGUAACGUUAGUUGGUCCAAAUUAACUGGAAAUACUGUUGGUACGACUGUCAAUAA
Aphanomyces astaci is the source of this 1055-nucleotide messenger RNA. RefSeq lists its product as hypothetical. The coding region runs from base 117 to 977 and encodes 286 amino acids. Lineage: Eukaryota; Oomycota; Saprolegniomycetes; Saprolegniales; Verrucalvaceae. Gene Ontology annotation, biological process: proteolysis. The record is from RefSeq and is a predicted model, not a curated record. The transcript has a single exon. Gene Ontology annotation, molecular function: serine-type endopeptidase activity.